AUGUAAGUAAUAUUACCUUCUGCAUUUAUUUAGUCAAAGGACAAAAAGAAAUCCAUUAAAUCAACUAGCAACUCUCAUGUUGGGACUGUCAUAGGAGCUAAUAACGGAUAAUUUAAUUAUUCAAUGUCUCCAUCUAAAAGUGGAUAUUUGAUAGAUGGCAAGUCAGUUACUUCUUUAAAAGGGUAGAGCAAGAACCAAUUCAAUAAUGGAAUUUAAUCUUUUAAUGGAUAAAAUACAAAUAUUGCGCAGCUUUAGUAAAGCCAAAAUUAAUAGCCACUAUAGGGAGUAGCUUACCCUAAUACUCAAAUUUUGCUAUCUUAAUCCUAAUAAUAAAAUAUGUAUAAUAGCAAUAAUGGUCAUAAUUAGACUUCUUAAAAUAAUUUUCAGUAAUUCAAUCAAAAUUAGUUAUAGCUUAGUUAGCAGUUGCAUCAAAUGCAAUAAUAAUAGUAAUAGUAGCAGAUAAUACAAAUAUAGCAGAAUCAAUAAUAGAAUCAAACAGCUUUAAGCAACAAUGCUAUGCCUUCUGGAGGUAAUUUCUCAUAAUCAGCUCAUUAAAGCAGCGAUAAAAAACAGUAAAAUCUUCAAUUAUAAUUGUAAUAAUAAUUACAAAUGUAAAAAUAAAGCAAUACCUUUGCUAAAUUCAAAGACCUAUUCGGUUCAAAGAGAUUGAGUGAAGCUAAUGCCAAGUAGUUUUUAGAAAAUAGCAAUUUUAAUAGCAUAACUAAUAGUAGCGCUAAUUUCAAUAAGUCAAGCAGAUUAACUGCCUAGCUUUAAGUUAGUAAAAUGACUAAUCCUUAAACUAAUCAAAAUUAGAAUGCAAAUGGAGUAUCUAAUAACCCAAAAAGCAUUAUUUCUCCUAAGCGCUAGCAAAUUUUAAGUCAUGGAUACAUAAUUGAAGAUAAAAAAAAGAAAACAAAAUAGUUCUAAGAAGGAAUUUUAAACUAACAAUAGCAGAUUUUGAAUCUUUAGUAAUAGGCUUUGCUUUCAGCUAGCUAGCCCUAUUUUAAAAUAAACAGAGAUGCAAGCAAAUAACCUCUACCAGAAGAAAAUACACUUCAAAAUUAGUCUAAUAAUAAUUAGAAUGUUGCAUUUUUUAGCAGUACUACAAGUGGCUCUAGCAAUUAAAUAAUAAUUCCCUAAAAUAAAAUGAAUAACAAUUAAAAUUUAGCACAAGGAAAUUAAUCAUCAAGCAUAAAUGCUGGAAAUUACAGUAAUGCACAAAAAUAGAGUAUGAGUAAUAGUAUUAAUAAUGGACCAAUUGAUUAUAGCUAGAGCAAAAAUAUAGAUAUUAAUAAGUUGGCAGAGUACAAAAAAUAAUUAGAAUCUCAAUUAGAAAAUGUAAAUAAUUACAUAGAUAGUAUUAAAAGCUUUUCAACUAACCCUUAAUAUAAAAACCUUACAAUUAACAUAGAUGCUCCUUAAAUGUCAUAAGAUGAAAAAAAUAAACUUCUCUCAAAGAAGCUAUCUUUGGAUGAAAUAGUUGUUAUAUCUGCACCAUAGAGCGUUAGAAAUACAAAAGAUUCAAAUCAUAAUUCUAAUUCUACUACAUAAGGUUCCACAUAACAUAUUAAUAAUUUAGUAUAAAUAUUUAAUUUAGAUAAAUAAAAUGGUAUAGCAGCAGUAUCUGUUAAGGAUGAGAGCCAGUAAGGAGAGUUAAAUGGAAGUACCUUAAAGAACUAGCAUAAUUCUGUUAACAUAUAAGCUCAAGCAAUAUCAAAUGAAGCUAAAUUGGUUAGCUCAUAAAAACUUUUUCCUAAAACUGCAACUUCUAGGGAUACAACUUAAAAUUAAACAAAUGGAACUUAAUAAUUCUUCAUGUCUACAAAAGCUUAACAAAAUAAAACUCACAUAAAAAGACUGACUUUGGAUUCUACAUUUUCUUAAACUUUACAAUCCUAGCGCAUGCCAACAUCAAAUAACUAGCUGUCGUCUAUUUUAUCUUAAUCUACUCAUCAUUUUAAUCAAGCAGGAUAACAAUUAAUAGUUAAUCCUCAUUAUGUCAAUCAAAAUAUUGUAUAAAAUGAAUAAGAUUUGGGUAAUAAUCUUUAAUAUCAAUUAAAUAAGCUUAAAGAAAGAAUAAUGAAGGCAUUAACUAAUUACAAAAAAAAUAAAGAAUCUUCUGAUAAAUUAAAUUAAUAGCUCAUAGUUAAAAUCAGCAACUUGUAAUCUAAAAAUAAUUCUUAAUAAUAAAUAUUAAUGCCUUCAGGAGUAUAAAAUAAUGUCUAAUAGCAUGGAUAAACACCUAAUUAAGUAUACCAUGCAAAAUCAAAUUCAUUUUAGUAGCUUUAGCUGCCAUAGUAAGCUAUGCCAUUACAUUCUUUUAAUAAUCAGCCUAAAUUACUCUCUCAAUCUUAAUAGUUUUUUUUACAAAAAAAUUCUGAAAAUUAGAUGUAAAGUGGAGGAUAAUUCUUUAAUUCAAACGCAUUGUAUGGUAACUUAUAAUCUUAAACGAACAUAAACACAUAAAAUUAAAAUUAGAAUCCAAAUUAAAUGUUAGCAAGUGAACAACUUAAAAAAGAAUACUACUCUAAUUCAAAUAAUACAAAUUAAUUAAACCAAAAUCAAGUAAUGCAGUAGCAUAACGGUAAUAAUUCUUUACAGUAGCAUAUAGUUAUUGAUAGUCUCAAUUUAGGGUAAAAUAGUUAAAAUAACAUAAACUAUCAAGUAUCAUCUAAAAAUACAUCUUAAUCACCUCCAUUUAGUACCUCAAACAAGUCAAAAAAUAAUGGAGGAAUGAUAGUUUAAUCUCCAAAUCAAAAUGUGAAAUAAUUCUAAUUUUUUAAUGGCUAAAUCUCUAAUAAUGGAUAAAGAAUAUCAAACAAUUAAAUUAAUCAUCAAUAAUAUUAACAAACGCAUUAAAUGCAGCAGAUAGUAGAAGAGAAAAUGAUCUAAUGA
Tetrahymena thermophila SB210 is the source of this 2895-nucleotide messenger RNA. RefSeq lists its product as hypothetical. The record is from RefSeq and is a predicted model, not a curated record. The transcript has 3 exons. Lineage: Eukaryota; Ciliophora; Oligohymenophorea; Hymenostomatida; Tetrahymenidae.